AUGUAUGAGGAAGAAAAUGAAGAGGGCUUGCUCGGUGACGAGGAGAUAUUGUUCGAGUUUGCGCAGGAUAGUGGUUGGAUAGCGCGAUGUUCGCUGGGCCUAGUCGGCUCGUUGCAGCCAGUCCUGUUCACGCUACUUCUAAAGUAUUUAUUUUCAGGAUUAAUAAGCGAGCUUCAGUUGCAUAUCACCCUGAUAUUUUCUGGUCUAAUGGUGCUCGGAACACGAAACGAUUAUGGGUCACAAAUUUGUACAUACAUUGCGUUGACUGCUGCUCCGUUAUGUUUCAAAAUUUUGUUGAGGAAGCAUUUUGGCUUUAUCAUGCUGUUUUAUUCAAUUGGUAUGCUUCUCGUUUGGCAACAUGUGUUUGAAGCGGAGAAGUUCAUGACGAUGCGCGGUAUUCUGAUGAUCGUUGUGAUGAAAAUCACUUCACUUUCGUUUGAUUUAGCCAGUGAAAAGCAUGUAAAUAUCCCGUUGCUGCAUCUGUGCUCCUACUUGCUGGAUGGCUCAACGGUGAUCUUUGGCCCAUGGAUCACCUACAAGCAGUAUAAAGAAUCUCUCAUUUUAAAAGAAUAUAAGGUCGAAAUUACUGGUGUUUUUCGUGCUCUGGCAUUUGUUGCUGCCUCAUUGCUAUAUCUCAUCUAUUCAUCGUGCAUUAUUGACAGCUAUGUGGAUUGGCCUUACUUGGGGUCCUUUUUUGUGGCGCAAUCAUUUCGAUUUAAUCAUUACUUCGUGAGUUGGCUCUCUGCGGGUACAUCGAUGCUGGGCGGUGUCGAUUCGGGUGUCGUCGCUGACUGGAUUCGCAUCGAAUGGCCAAGAUCACUGGUGGAUGUCGUCGUUUCGUGGAACAUUCCAAUGCAUCUCUUCCUUCAUCAUUGUACGCUUGAUGCGAUCGUUUAA
This is a messenger RNA of Gongylonema pulchrum, 897 nucleotides long. The record is from the annotation of a GenBank genome assembly. Lineage: Eukaryota; Metazoa; Nematoda; Chromadorea; Rhabditida; Gongylonematidae.